AUGGACGUCGCCAUGUCCGACUCGGCUGGUCCAUCAGCUGACACCUCCCUCUUGGGGACGCUCAUUAAUGGCAACCAGAAGACAACCAAAUCCAUUUACUCUGAUUCGCCCAGUGUAUCCACGAGGAAAAGACAACGAACCGAACUUGGCGAUCUCGCCUUAGAGAAACCUAUCGACAAGGCGGCCGCUGAACGUCGCUUCAGACUUGAGUACGUCGAUGUCCAGCAGCUUCCGCCUUCACUCGCAGCCAAACAACCAGUACCUACCAAAACUCGGAGAAUCAAGGCGCAGCCCAACGCGGAAAAGGCGCUUGUUCGACAGCGACCCAUCCAAAAGCUCCUCGAGAGCUCCAACGGUCCCGCGUCUACUCUCAAAGAUGGGCAAGUGGCUCCGAUUGAAGACGGCUCCCAGCGCACUUCAUCCGACUCAACAAGCCUUACCCAGGCAGGCACUUCAACACCGCACGGCUCCAGACCUGAGUGGCAUCCCCCAUGGAAAUUGAUGAGGGUCAUUUCCGGCCACCUGGGUUGGGUGCGAAGCUUGGCGGUCGAGCCUGGAAACAAGUGGUUUGCCAGCGGUGCUGGAGACAGGACCAUCAAGAUAUGGGACCUCGCUACAGGCUCCUUACGCCUUACCUUGACUGGACAUAUAUCAACAGUCCGCGGCCUUGCUGUCAGUCCGCGCCAUCCCUAUCUGUUCUCUUGCGGCGAGGACAAGAUGGUAAAAUGUUGGGAUCUCGAGACGAACAAGGUCAUCCGCCAUUACCAUGGGCAUCUCAGUGGUGUCUACACUCUCGCCCUCCAUCCGACUCUUGACGUACUGGUUACUGGUGGUCGAGAUGGCGUUGCUAGAGUUUGGGACAUGCGAACGAGAAGCAACAUCCAUGUCUUGUCCGGGCACACCGGGACCGUGUCAGACGUCAAGUGUCAGGAGGCAGAUCCUCAGGUCAUCACUGGCUCGUUGGACGCAACAGUGAGACUGUGGGACUUGGCUGCUGGGAAAACGAUGGGCGUAUUGACGCAUCACAAAAAGGGAGUUAGGGCGCUGGCGACUCAUCCCCAAGAGUUCACAUUUGCCUCGGGUAGCACCGGCAGUAUCAAGCAGUGGAAAUGCCCCGAGGGAGCUUUCAUGCAAAAUUUUGACGGGCACAACGCGAUCAUUAACACCCUGAGUGUCAACCAGGAGAACGUACUCUUCUCGGGCGGCGACAACGGCUCUAUGAGUUUCUGGGACUGGAAGACAGGCCACCGCUUCCAAGCCCUCGACACCACGGCACAACCAGGAUCCUUGGACGCCGAGGCAGGCAUCAUGAGCUCGACCUUUGAUCGCUCUGGGUUGCGUCUGAUAUGUGGGGAGGCUGAUAAGACGAUCAAGAUUUGGAAGCAGGAUGAGAAGGCGACACCGGAAUCGCACCCAGUUGUUUGGCAGCCGACACUGGCGCGACGCAAAUACUAG
Molecule: messenger RNA, 1455 nt
Organism: Colletotrichum spaethianum
Lineage: Eukaryota; Fungi; Ascomycota; Sordariomycetes; Glomerellales; Glomerellaceae
Product: pre-mRNA-splicing factor prp46
Exons: 1
Coding region: 1-1455 (484 amino acids)
Biological process (GO): mRNA splicing, via spliceosome
Cellular component (GO): catalytic step 2 spliceosome; Prp19 complex; precatalytic spliceosome
Molecular function (GO): protein binding
Source: RefSeq, a predicted model, not a curated record